UCUUCUGUGCUUUAUUCAACAAAUUGGGUUUUCAUUUUUUUGGAGCGAAAGUUGCUGUGAGCAAUGCAAGACACCCACUCGAUCGGAGGUGGCCGUAUACUCAGCGGCGGAGGAGGAGUCGGUUACGGCAGGUUACGGCCGCAGCACCACCAAGCACUCCAGUGUCCCCGCUGCGACUCUCUCAAUACAAAAUUCUGUUACUACAACAACUACAACCUCUCUCAGCUACGUUAUUUCUGUAAGAGCUGCCGUCGUUACUGGACGAAAGGUGGCGUACUUCGAAACGUCCCCGUCGGCGGCGGUUGUCGUAAAGCAAGGCACUCGAAAAUCAAACCAUCCGCAACCAUCACAGUCGCCGCCGCCGCUGUACAGCCACAGCUCCUCCAGAAGCAGCACUGUAAUCAACUUAAAGAGAAUACUCAUUCCAGCAGCGAGAGUUCCAGUCUCACCGCAACCAAUUUUAACGUACCAGCAACGAAUAACAAUAAUAACUCCGGCGGCAGCACCGCCGAAGCGGCGCCGGCGGUAACGUCUCAUUCGAGCUUGAUAAACUUAAGCGAUUCGAAACUUUACGAAAAUCCUAAUGAUUUAGGGUUUACGGAGAUGGAGAGUUUUACGAGCUUGAUCACUUGGUCGAACAAUGAAACGGUGCCGUUUGGUUUCGGUAAUGUAUUCAGUGAGCAAGGACAAUGGCAGCAACUGCAACAGCAGCCAAAAAUGGUGAGCACGGGAGUGGAGGAACUCACAAUGGGAUUGCUUGAUCCAACGGUAGAGAUUGAGUUAGCAAAUUUGGAUAAUAGAUCUAAGGGUGGAGAUUGUGGAGGAUUUCGACCGUUGGAUUGGGAAGGGGGUGGAGAUCAAGGGACGACGUUGCUUGAUCUUUCUAAUGGUGAUCAGACGUAUUGGAAUCAAAAUCAGUGGACUGAUCAGGAUCCUCCUACACUCUAUCUCCCGUAAAUUAUAUCUUUUACCUUCUUAAUUUCCGUAAAAGUUAUUUAUUAACUACACAAAUUAAAAAAAUUAAAAAGUACUUCUUUUU
This is a messenger RNA of Gossypium raimondii (Peruvian cotton), 1039 nucleotides long. RefSeq names its product dof zinc finger protein DOF5.4. Gene Ontology annotation, biological process: regulation of DNA-templated transcription. The coding region runs from base 64 to 957 and encodes 297 amino acids. Lineage: Eukaryota; Viridiplantae; Streptophyta; Magnoliopsida; Malvales; Malvaceae. The transcript has a single exon. Gene Ontology annotation, molecular function: DNA binding; DNA-binding transcription factor activity. The record is from RefSeq and is a predicted model, not a curated record.